CACAAACUGCCACAUGUAGCAUAUAAUACUCGUAAGUGAAGCAUCUGCUCUGUCUAUUCUCAUUGUCACUCAUCAGCCCCAAACAGGCUCCAAUUCAUCCAUCAUGCGUCUCUUAUCGAACGAACUUCCAAUGAAUAACAAGCCGAACUAUCCUUUUGCCAAUCAAGAGCACAAAGUGAAAGAGUUGUUGCACUGGCUUCGAGUCGCAAAGUCGACCGCAUUGUUCCUCCUCUUUGCGGUUCUUGGGAAUUUCGUCUUGAUGUAUGGACUGAUCCGCUAUCCGUGCAAGCCAAGUCCAGCUGAAUGUAGUACAUACUGUACGGCUAUAAAUGCUCCACGGAUGGUAGAAUUACCUCCGCCCAUUGAGGUUGCAAAGCUGAUACCUACCUCGAGCUCACCGGUGUCAACUGAAGUGGUUGUUCGACAAAGCAAAAUUGAAGUCCGAGGGGCUGAUUUCAAGGAAUCGAAGGAUUUAUCUGUUCGACCAACUAGCGAAGUUAGCACCCAUCUUGAAGAUCGAAACAGAUGGUGGAUCUUAGCUAUGUCGGGUUUUUGGACGGCUAAUCAGUUCAUUGCGUGGUGGAAUAUGGUCGAAGCUUGCAAAGACUUUAGCGAUGCUUCAAACGUAAUCAAUUGCGUUUGGGGCGCUGUAACAACCGCCAUAACAGCUGCAGGCGCAUUUUGGGGAGGUCAGCAGACCUUUGGCAGGCUCCAGGUCUGGCUCAGCAACAACGCUAUACAAUUUGGGGGAUUCAAGCGUGAUGAAGCCGGAUUAGAGCUGCUUGACAAUCUCUCCACGAUUCUCUCAAGCCCGGUAACCCAUUUAGGCGCUUUCGACUUUGCUCCUCUUGGACUUAAUGGUACCCUCAGCACGCGGACGUCAAAAGAUCCAAUUGAUGUUUUUGGAUUUACAAGUCCAGAAGGCCUCCCUAUGCACUUCUCCUUCUUGGGACACUUGGAUAAUAUGGAUGGUAACGGGAAAAAGCAAUUCGCGUUCAAGUUUGGCAUUGGUCCUGGUGUUGUACCUGUCAAGGGAAGAGAAAUAUUCAAUCACCAGUACUUUACUAAAGGUGGCAUUGACUUCCUCCUCAACGAAAAUAUUGGUGAGGGAGGCGUUCUGAGCACUAAAUAUGACUACGCACAGAUGCUCCAGGAGGUGGAAUGCUUAAUGCGCACGGGUAGCACUGCAGCAGGCCAUUUCUUCCAGAUUUUUGAUAACGACCGUAAGGGCACAAUCGCUGGAGGAGCAGUGGCUCCAUUCCGAGGCUCCGAUCAUUGGAGUGCUAUCACUCAGAUGUAUCAUGGAAAAUGGCCUUUACCUUUAGACAAAAGGUGCACUUAGUGAACCUGGAAGAACUGUAUACAGGAGCACCAGGAAGAAAUCACAGCUGAAUGCAGGGAGAUUCUAGUCUAAGAAUAAGAGAAGCACAUUAUUCGGUUAUUCAGUUAUGUAAACAAAGGCCGAGUUGCAAUGCGAUAGCAGCCAAAUCAUGAGCAUGGGGAAGUCUUGUCAAGGCUGAGGGCUUGACGUUUCUGGUGGUCCCAUCCCACAUCACGGGGACAUCGACAGUGACACUUUAUUUAAUGAAGUUAUUAAGUUAAGGAGAUGAGAGUCAAUUUAUUAAUAUAUAGACUAAUCCCACAUAUGUCCUCGUACUAUUAACGUUGUGCUAGAGAAACUGAACCGUAG
Molecule: messenger RNA, 1690 nt
Organism: Pseudogymnoascus verrucosus
Lineage: Eukaryota; Fungi; Ascomycota; Leotiomycetes; Thelebolales; Thelebolaceae
Exons: 3
Coding region: 104-1342 (412 amino acids)
Source: RefSeq, a predicted model, not a curated record